AUGGUUGGCUCUUUAGUUAGUAAAUCUUUGAAUGUUGUGACAUUUACAACAGUACUGCUUUGUUUGGUUUCAUUAACCGAAGGAGGGACAUCCGCGGUUGUUCACGGCAAGAGGUAUCGUGGUCCCGUUGUACAGGUUUUGGAGAUCAUUGGACAACAGCAGUGUGUCCGGGAAUGUGAACAUAGACCUAGGCUAUGUCGGGGAGUCAACUACCGGAAACAGGAACUACUUUGUGAACUCGUGUCGGCCAUUGACGAAACGGAAUCAAAAUCUGACUAUAUUAGAAUUGAAAUCGAGCAGACUGGCCAUAUUCCGGAUGAUGCCUGUCAUGCUCUACUGACGAUCUGUGUGUGA
Magallana angulata is the source of this 354-nucleotide messenger RNA. RefSeq lists its product as uncharacterized. The record is from RefSeq and is a predicted model, not a curated record. NCBI's taxonomy places the organism in Eukaryota, Metazoa, Mollusca, Bivalvia, Ostreida, Ostreidae. The coding region runs from base 1 to 354 and encodes 117 amino acids. The transcript is spliced from 2 exons.